Macrosteles quadrilineatus (aster leafhopper) is the source of this 475-nucleotide messenger RNA. Its product is annotated as chromosome transmission fidelity protein 8 homolog. The record is from RefSeq and is a predicted model, not a curated record. Gene Ontology annotation, cellular component: Ctf18 RFC-like complex. The transcript is spliced from 3 exons. Gene Ontology annotation, biological process: mitotic sister chromatid cohesion. Bases 113 to 442 code for a protein of 109 amino acids. NCBI's taxonomy places the organism in Eukaryota, Metazoa, Arthropoda, Insecta, Hemiptera, Cicadellidae.
GAAACGUCCCUUCCCUCCCUUCCUUUAAGUGUAAUUUGUAUACUUCAUUAAAAUGUUGUUGUUUGGUUAUGUUUUUAUUUAAAUCGUAGUACCUAAGCUUUAAACAACGAAUAUGACAAUAUUAGUGAAAAUGCAAGAGGAGCCGCCGCAGUGGGGUGUGAUCGAGCUACAAGGAGAUGUAGAGUCCCGAUACCAGACUGCUGUGGAGGACCAAUUUGUGGGAGACCUGCAUUUCACUAUCCAGGGAAACACCCCAGUUUUGAUCAUCGGCCAUCACAUUCUUUACGGAAAAGCUGUUACGUUGGAGAAGCCUUUCGCUGUUCUUGAAAAGUCAUCCGACUCCAAUUCCACAGAAUAUAUUGUAAAAGCAUUAGUCAAACAAAAACUAUUAUUCAAAACUAGACCUAAGCCUAUAAUCGCUAAUGUGCCUAAGAUUUUAUAGCUUAUGAAGUUUUGUAUAUAUAAUUGUGUAAUU